Colletotrichum acutatum is the source of this 1714-nucleotide messenger RNA. RefSeq names its product cytochrome P450. The record is from RefSeq and is a predicted model, not a curated record. Bases 1 to 1500 code for a protein of 499 amino acids. Gene Ontology annotation, molecular function: iron ion binding; oxidoreductase activity, acting on paired donors, with incorporation or reduction of molecular oxygen; heme binding. NCBI's taxonomy places the organism in Eukaryota, Fungi, Ascomycota, Sordariomycetes, Glomerellales, Glomerellaceae. The transcript is spliced from 4 exons.
AUGGCCAUUAUUUCGGAAGUUGUUGCAUUCGUUUCAGCUCAUCUUCCAUUUCUGAUUGCUGCAAUCUUAGCGAUUCACUUCGUUCGGAACUUCACAGCAAGAGGUGUUUCCAAGAUACCAGGCCCGUUCUUAGCCAAGAUCUCCGACAUAUGGAGGUUCGUUGAUGUAGCGCGCGGAAGAGCUCAUGAGACGCACAUCAAGCUCCACGCACAGUACGGGCAGUAUGUACGACUCGGACCGAAUCUAGUCAGCAUCCAAAACCUCGAUGCCUUGAAGACAAUCUAUGGUGUGAAUAAAGGAUAUCGCAAGACCGAGUUUUAUGCGGUACAGCAGCAGCUGGCCAACGGUAAACCAACGCAGACACUUUUCACGACACUCGAUGAAGAUUUCCAUGCAAAAAUCAAGAGACCUAUCUCGAGUCUUUAUUCCAUGAGUACGCUGACCGAAUUCGAGCCCUUUGUCGAUAGUACGAUAGAGAAGUUGCUUGAGAAGUUGGAUGAAUUUGCCGGCGCUGGACGGGAACUAGAUCUUGCAACCUGGCUUCAGUACUAUGCUUUCGAUGUGAUUGGAGAGUUGACCUUCGGCAAGCCGCUCGGCUUCCUCGAUCAGGGCCAAGACGUCGGCGACGUGAUGCUUUCAUUGGAAAAGAUGGUUGACUAUGCAGGAAUGAUUGGCCAGAUACCUUGGUUGGAUCAUCUCUUCAUUAAGAACCCGAUCAAGCGCAAAUUUGGUGGUGGUUCCACGGGUGCUGUCGCUCAAUUCGCGCGCCAGUGUCUCGAAGAGCGUCUUCAUCGCGCAGAGGGAAAGAUAGAAAACCCUUCACACCGCGACUUCCUCACCCGUUUCCUAGAAACCAAAAAGACGCAUCCACAAGUUGUUGACGACCGGCAGGUCUUUUCAUGGACACUCAGCAACGUUAACGCUGGGUCUGACACGACUGCAAUCUCACUACGAGCGGUGCUCUAUUACCUCCUUAAGAACCCCUGGACUUUGACCAAAGUCAUGAAAGAAAUUGUGGGUGCUAGGAAAAACGGUAAACUGUCAAUACCGGUGACGUGGAAAGAGAGCCAAGAGCUGCCUUACCUGGAUGCGGCUAUCAAAGAAGCGCUCAGACUUCAUCCCGCAGUCGGCCUACUACUCGAAAGAAUUGUUCCUAAAGCCGGAGUUCAGCUUCCUGAUGGCCCAUUCCUGCCAGAGGGUACCGUUGUCGGUAUCAACCCAUGGGUCAUGCAUCGUCAUCCUGCAUUCGGCGAUCAUCUCGAGUCCUACGUGCCGGACCGAUGGCUGCAAGGCGAACACGAACCUCUGGAAAGUUAUGAAAUUCGGAAGGCAGAGAUGCAAGGAGCGACGUUCACAUUCGGUGCCGGACCACGUACGUGUAUCGGCAAGAAUAUCAGCUUACUUGAGAUCUAUAAAGCGAUUCCGACUCUUCUCUAUACCUACAAUGUAAGGAAUGCACCCAAACUGGUAAAAAUCAGACUAACAGUUGCACAACUCUAGAUCAGCUUGAGCUAUCCAGACAAGGAAUGGGAUACUGUGAACGCGUGGUUUGUGAGACAAAAGAACAUCCAUGUCAAGUUGAUCAAAUCUGGCAGGAGUUGAGAUUUGUAGAUGCCUAUCAAACCAUGUUUAGACUGACGUAUUGACCCUCAAUGGCAUCUAACGUUGACUGAAAUGUCUUAUAGUCUUCUGAUUACGUAUCAUUGUAGUGCCG